AUGGCUUCCUUGGAAAAGCCCCUCAAGGUCAUCGAGUCCAAAAUUCCCCCUGCAAUCGAGCGGGCGCUGCGCUGCUGCACCGCCGCCUCCGUGGUGACCGACGGCAGCGGCGCCGAGGGCGACGAGCGCAGCCUGUACAUCAUGCGGGUGGUGCAGAUCGCCGUCAUGUGCGUGCUGGCCCUCACCGUGGUGUUCGGCAUCUUCUUCCUCGGCUGCAACCUCCUCAUCAAGUCCGAGGGCAUGAUCAACUUUCUGGUCAAGGACCGCCGCCCGUCCAAGGAGGUGGAGGCGGUGGUGGUGGGGCCGUACUGACCGCAGCGCUGAGCCCGGGGCUGGCCGCCCGCAGCCCUCCCGGGCUCGGCUCCGAGCUUUUCUUCCCGAAAAAGCAGCAGGAGAAUGGACCCGGCGUGCCGGAGGGCGGGAGAUGCUCGGGGUAGCCGGAGCCGCCAAUCCCGGCCCAUCCCGGCCCAUCCCGGCCCAUCCCGGCCCAUCCCG
Messenger RNA from Ficedula albicollis (Collared flycatcher), 495 nucleotides. RefSeq names its product reprimo, TP53 dependent G2 arrest mediator candidate (gene RPRM). Bases 1 to 312 code for a protein of 103 amino acids. NCBI's taxonomy places the organism in Eukaryota, Metazoa, Chordata, Aves, Passeriformes, Muscicapidae. The record is from RefSeq and is a predicted model, not a curated record. The transcript has 3 exons.